CGAUGCUGUACUAGGGCAAUUGCUUGUGAGGUAUGUAUAUACACCGAUAAUCGAAGCAUAUAUAUACCUCUGACUGCCCUGAGUGCCUGUUCCACCGCAUCCUCAACUAUGACUCUAUCAAUCGGCAUCCAAGCUGCGUUCGCGGUUUUCGUCACCCUCGCCUACUAUGGGCUACAUUGGCGACAGCUGCGUCGUCGUCUACCACCUGGCCCUCGUCCGUUUCCUAUUCUGGGAAAUAUUCCACAGAUGACUCUAAAGUUCCCGGAGAAGAGAUUCGCGCAAUGGAGGAAGAAGUAUGGGGACAUAAUCUUCUUGAGGAUGUUCAACACGCCCGUCUUGGUUAUCAAUUCGGCAGCCGCUGCACGAGAUCUGCUGGACAAGCGGAGUGCAAUAUACUCGGAUAGACCGUAUUCGGUAAUGAUGAUAGAUCUGCUGGGAUGGGAACACGAUUUCGUAUUGACGCCAUACAAUGAGGAGUUUCGCAAGCAUCGACGAUGGAUGCAUAAGCCUUUCUUCUCUAAGUCUUGCCUCGCCGCUGUUGCCGACAUGCAGAGGCGCGAGGCGAUUGCUUUACUAAUGGGAUUGCUGAACGAUCCGGAGGAUUUUGGAAACCAUAUCUAUCGGUACACUGCCUCCUCUUUGCUUCAAUACCUUUACGGGCACACAGUAACAUCCUCAGACGAUGAAUAUCUGCAUGUCAUCGAGAAGGUAGCGGAGGCGACAAUGAACUUCUCGGCUCCUGGAACAGUCCCUGUGGACUUCAUACCGUCUUUGAGAUACCUCCCGACCUGGUUUCCUGGUGCAGGCUUCAAGCGAAAUGCCGUGUGGAUCAAGAGAGCUGUCAGAGAUGCUGCGCAACGAACGUACGACUUGGCGGAGAGCAAGUUGGUAAGUUAUGCAUUCACGAGAUACCACGACGCUGCAUCUGGCACAGAUACGACGCACACCGUACUCAUGGUCUUCCUACUCGCUAUGAUCUUGUAUCCGGAUGUCUAUGCCAAGGCGCAAGAAGAAAUGGUCAGUGUCAUCGGUGGUGCAAGGCUCCCGACCGUCAACGACAGGGAUGCACUACCAUACCUUGAAUGCAUCCUCAAGGAGACGUACCGUUGUCAUCGAACUCAGGCUGGUUCUACAGGUGUGCCUCAUGUUUUACGCGAAGACGACGAGUAUAGUGGGUGCUGGAUACCGAAGGGGACAGUGGUCAUGCCAAAUCUAUGGUCAAAGUUUAUGCUGCAUGAUGCCGAUGCCUACCCCAACCCGGAGACCUUCUGUCCAGACCGCUUCAAUGGGCUGUAUGAGAAUCAGGAGGAUCCACGAAACAUCGUCUUUGGUUUCGGUCGGCGUAUAUGUCCAGGUCGCCGCUUCGCAGAAAUCGGGAUUUGGCAGGCGAUGGCCAACAUCGUAGCAACAUUCGACCUUGGCAAGGCUCGUGACGCAAUGGGUAAUGACAUCACGCCGCCGGGGACGUUCUCAUCUGGUCUCGUCAAUCAUCCUCACAAGUUCAAAUGCACCAUCAGACCACGAUCCAAGCAGGCCGUAGAACUCAUCACAAACGGAAAGUCAACGCAGACAUGAAUGAGGGUCGAGAUGGU
This is a messenger RNA of Fomitopsis serialis, 1592 nucleotides long. RefSeq names its product cytochrome P450. The transcript is spliced from 12 exons. Gene Ontology annotation, molecular function: oxidoreductase activity, acting on paired donors, with incorporation or reduction of molecular oxygen; iron ion binding; heme binding. The coding region runs from base 109 to 1575 and encodes 488 amino acids. The record is from RefSeq and is a predicted model, not a curated record. NCBI's taxonomy places the organism in Eukaryota, Fungi, Basidiomycota, Agaricomycetes, Polyporales, Fomitopsidaceae.